AUGCCAAAGAAAGCGACAUACAAACAACGCUCUAUGGUUCACGACUUUCCUGGUUUAUACACGAAUGGUACAAGGUCAUGGGAAGAUAAGCAACAAGCAACGCUUGAUAAACUUACACAUCCAGAAUGGGGAGUUAUGAAAGAAGAAGAGUUUCGUCCAUUGACUCAUAAACACCAAAAUGACCUAGAAGAUCUUCAUCGAAAUGGUCAGUUCAUACAAGAUUUCUAUUUCUGGCAGGCAAAUUUAGGUGGCUACUGUAUGGCUGACAUGGUUCAAAGUAAGCUGAUAAAUACUACUUUGAAUACCAAUAAUAAUAACCCACAAUCAACAGAAGUUCUCGUUUCUUCUGAAGGCGCGUUUCCUUUAGUAAGACGUAUUGUCGAUGGUGCACCACAUCCUGGAAGAAAAAGAAAGAAGCGCUCAGAUUAA
Messenger RNA from Rhizopus microsporus ATCC 52813, 429 nucleotides. RefSeq lists its product as uncharacterized. Bases 1 to 429 code for a protein of 142 amino acids. The transcript has a single exon. The record is from RefSeq and is a predicted model, not a curated record. NCBI's taxonomy places the organism in Eukaryota, Fungi, Mucoromycota, Mucoromycetes, Mucorales, Rhizopodaceae.